Messenger RNA from Megachile rotundata (alfalfa leafcutting bee), 1468 nucleotides. RefSeq names its product Actin-related protein 10 (gene Arp10). The record is from RefSeq and is a predicted model, not a curated record. NCBI's taxonomy places the organism in Eukaryota, Metazoa, Arthropoda, Insecta, Hymenoptera, Megachilidae.
AGGAACCAUACUACGUCGUCAAAGUCCCGAAAUAUUCAUUUUUUUAUUUUCCUUAUAUGCGCGUUCGGACCCUCAUUUUUCAGGUUUAGUUCACCCGUUUCGCCGCUACAUGGACGCCAAUAUUUUAGUCCAUAAACUGCACUAUUUGUAACGUGAACAAAUUCAAUUUUUACAUUGAAGUGUAUGAGGAUCAGAUUCGCUCGCUCAAUUAUACCAAUGCGUUGUCAAAGUGUUUAAGUACAUUAAAUUAUCCUUUUAGGUUACACUACUGUUGUUAAAAAGGAAUCUGUCAAAAUGCUUCGUUUUUUAUCAGAUAAACAAAUGGUCAUAUUUGACAUUGGCUCCGCAUAUACAAAAUUUGGUUACGCGGGCGAAGUUACACCACGGGGUAUAAUAAGGACAGAAAUUAAAUGUUCAGAGACUAAAGAGCUCAGAAAAAUUUACGAUUACAAAGAUGCGGAAGAUUUAUAUCAAUUGCUUGUUGAUUUUCUUCAUGCCUUAUUUUUCAGACACGUUGUGAUAUGUCCAAAGGAUGCUAGAAUUGUUGUUUUGGAAUCACCGCUAUGUACAACACUAUUUAGAGACACCUUGGCUAAAGUAUUGUUUCGACAUUUUGAAAUUGGGUCCUUAAUGUUAUUACCAAUUCAUUUAGCAACUAUCAGCACCUUGGGUGUCAACACAGCUUUAGUUUUAGACGUGGGAUAUAAAGAAGCUACAUUGAUUCCAAUUUUUGAAGGUGUAUCAAUUUUAAAAGCAUGGCAGGCUCUGCCAUUAGGUAGUCAGAUUGUACAUGAGAAUUUAAUAAAAUCUUUGAAAGAAGUGUCUCCCAAUGUAGACAUAUCAGAGAAACUUGUAGAAGACAUAAAAGUAAGAACAUGCUUUGUUACUACUUUAGAAAGAUCUAAUAAAUUAGGAACACCAGAAGCUCCUAAUCCUCCUCCUGCAGUUAAAUAUCCUGGAAUUAAAAGUAUUAAUAUACCUGGUGAAGUUAGAGAAAAAGCAUAUGAGGCAUUGUGGGAAAGAGACAAUGAUAAUCUUAGCAUACCUACAAUGAUUUUAGAUGCUCUCUUACAGUGUCCAAUAGAUACUAGACGAGUUUUAGCAGAAAAUAUACUAUUAAUUGGUGGUACAACAAUGGCAAAAGGCUUUAUGGGUCGUCUUAAAUCUGAACUUUCAGUUCUUAUAAAAAGUAAUUUGUAUUCAGAAAAAUUAAAAAUUAGAACAUUUAAAUUUCAUACUGCACCGAGUAAACCAAACUACACAGCAUGGCUAGGAGGUGCUAUAUUUGGAACUAUAGAUUUACCACUAAGAUGUCUGACUAAAGAAAAUUAUUUAAAAUCUAAUAGAGUCCCUGACUGGGCUAGUUUAGUUGAUAAUCAGAAAGAAGAUUCAUUAAUUUGCGAAAUUUAAGACAUUGCUUCAUUUGUAAACUAAUAAUUUUUAUAACACGUACUAUAUACUGAUUACA